GAUAAACAAAGCAAAAGUCCUGCUGGUACACGUACAUACAUCAGAGCCUGUUACAAGUAGAUCCAUAUUGUAUCAGUUUUAUAAACCAUCAACAUUUGUGUUCCAAUGGGCAAGAUGCAGAAACGAAUAGAAGCCCACAGUAAUGGUAGAGAGAUUGUGAAACUAAGUUUUACAGUGUUUCCUGAGACAGAAACGCGUGGACUCUCGGUUUCACCUGAUGCUGUCAGACGCGUUACCUUCUUUUCGCCUUCUGUAUACAAUAUAGACCAGCGAGUGUUGGCAACGAGCAGUAGUGAGCAUAAUUCUAAAGUGGCACCUCCUUCAACAACGUCUCCUUUUCAAGGACCUGUGGGAGCGUAUCUAUUUCCUGGUCAGUCUUAUAGUGUGCCUGUUGUAUACGUACCAGCAUCUAUCAUAAGUUCUCAAUCCAUCCUAUACCAAUCAUUGCCUACAGCAACAACAAAUACCCCUUCUUUAUCAGAGUCUCAUCAUUCUACUCAUCUUACAUCAUCAAAAACAAGUCCUGAACAAAUCCAGUCAAGUGCCGUCUUUGAUCAGAAUGACCCUAUGCAUGGAGAAAGAAAGUAUAUUUGUCCUUACCUGGGGUGCAAUAAAGCAUUUAUACGAAGCAACCAUGUUGAUCGGCACAUCAGUUCAGUGCAUACAAAGGCAGAAGGUUAGAAUUGAUAUUGAUAAAUGAAACAGUCUAAUAUUAUGUAUUAGGAUUUGAUUGUCCUUUCUGUCGUAAACAAUUUACGCGAGAGGAUCAUUUUGAUCGUCAUCUAAGCACACAUAAAAAGCAAGCAAAGGACAUGAAGCAUACUAUGG
Rhizopus microsporus ATCC 52813 is the source of this 828-nucleotide messenger RNA. RefSeq lists its product as uncharacterized. The record is from RefSeq and is a predicted model, not a curated record. Lineage: Eukaryota; Fungi; Mucoromycota; Mucoromycetes; Mucorales; Rhizopodaceae. Bases 106 to 681 code for a protein of 191 amino acids. The transcript has a single exon.